AUGCACUGUCGUCAAAAGGCAGCAUUCGAAAAAUUGCUCAUAGCCGGAUUAUUUGGUGGAUUCGAUAGGUCUAAUUCAGGCCCUGCAUUGCGAGUUGUUGGAAAUGACUAUUUGGAGAACAUAGUUUUUAAUGACAAUAUCAAAUUCACCAAAGCGUCAGACAGUCCGGAGACUUUGGACAUGGUAGUCAUUCGAGGGAAUCGGCAGCUGUCUCAUGCGACAAUCUCACGGAUCUCUCAGAUUUUCCACACAUAUCGAUUCUUUAGGCCACGUAGAGGCGAAUGCGCCGUACCUGGACGAGUGGUUGACUUAUCCCAAUUGAAUUGCGAUGCCUACUAUGGAGACAUUGCCUUCAGUCAAGAAGUCGCUGGAGAAAUUCCCACCCUAGGUGGUCAUGUGGACGGCUGCCUUGUGGUUGAACACACGUAUCUUACCGAUAUCGAGUUCAUAAGAGGGUUUCAUUUCAAGCCAUCCCACUUCUGUGAAAACAGAAUAGUUGGGAAUAAGUAUCUGUGCAUAUCGGAAAAACUAGAACGACAUUUGCGAGCGAGAAUGAACAUCACAAUUGAAGACAACUUGCCAAAUAGCUGCCGAACUUGUAAGUCCUAA
Cooperia oncophora is the source of this 609-nucleotide messenger RNA. NCBI's taxonomy places the organism in Eukaryota, Metazoa, Nematoda, Chromadorea, Rhabditida, Trichostrongylidae. The record is from the annotation of a GenBank genome assembly.